This is a messenger RNA of Colletotrichum spaethianum, 726 nucleotides long. RefSeq lists its product as uncharacterized. NCBI's taxonomy places the organism in Eukaryota, Fungi, Ascomycota, Sordariomycetes, Glomerellales, Glomerellaceae. The coding region runs from base 1 to 726 and encodes 241 amino acids. The record is from RefSeq and is a predicted model, not a curated record. The transcript is spliced from 2 exons.
AUGAGUCUCGGGCAGAUCACCACCUCGGCCUUUGUCACCUGCGACCCGGCCGCGACUCAAACUGUCUACACGACCGUGUACACAACGACAGCCAUCGCCGCGAACCCCACCACCUCGUGGAUGGCCACAUACACCAUCACAGAGGUCUGCACCGGCUGGCCGUGGGAGUACAAGACCAGGGCCAUUCCCCCCUGCUUCGCCGAGACCACCAUCUACUGCGAGCCCUGCGCCCAGAAGACCAUUCCCAUCAUCUGCCCCAUCCCGACCCCGACCGCCAAUGUCGUCAUCAACGGCAACGGCGUGACUGCAAACGCGAAUCCUGCCGUCACCGCCGCCCCCUAUGGCGCCUAUGGAGGCUAUGGCUCCUACAGCGGCGGUGGCGGCGCCAACAACCAGAAUGGCGGCAGUCAGCCUGGUGGUGGUGGUUCCAACCCAGGUGGGAACGGUGGCGGUGCCAACGGCGCUUCUUCCGACAUCCAGGGCCAGGCUCCCGGAUACGGUGCUUACGGUGGCUACGGCUCCUACGACCAGAGUGCGCCCGGCCAGCCCGGCGCCCCUGGUGCUUCUGGUGCCGGUGGCCAACCCGGCCAAUCUGAUGUCGCUGGUGCCCCGGGGGCGCCUCCGGUCCCAACCCUACCAAGCCAUCAACGGUCCUCGUUGCCUCCGCGCCGUCUCUCAAGAAAAGCCUUGGUCUUUUCUGCGGUAUUGCAAUGGCUGCCGGCUUGA